Molecule: messenger RNA, 2014 nt
Organism: Hemiscyllium ocellatum (epaulette shark)
Lineage: Eukaryota; Metazoa; Chordata; Chondrichthyes; Orectolobiformes; Hemiscylliidae
Product: fibroblast growth factor 1-like
Exons: 5
Coding region: 468-935 (155 amino acids)
Biological process (GO): cell differentiation; positive regulation of cell population proliferation; regulation of cell migration
Cellular component (GO): cytoplasm
Molecular function (GO): fibroblast growth factor receptor binding; growth factor activity
Source: RefSeq, a predicted model, not a curated record
CAAUGUGGUUUACGUUUAGUUUCUGUGAAACUUUUGUACAUUCUACCACAAAGCAACGCUAAUUUAAUGGUCGGGUCAUAUUCCUUAAAACCUAGUUAUUGCUCUGGGCAACUUGUGAGCUGAUUGCGCCACUCAUAAUGAAGAUCUAUAGCAAGUGCUGUGCAGACAGUCCCCACGUUGUGAAUGGGUUUCGUUCCUGAAUUCUUUUGUGAGUCGAUUUGUACACAAGUCGGAACACAAUGCAGAACAAUAUAAAGCAGCUGUUCAUGGUGAAUAUCAUGGCUUUGGAGGCUCCUGUUGAAGAUACCCUGAUGAGUUGCUGCAGUGCAUCCUUCAGACUACAUGCUGCAGCUGGACUAGUGGUUGGAAUAAACUAAUGGAAAAUCACCCACAUUUCUGACCCUGAUUGCUGGAAUCUUCUAGAAAGUUUGGGAGAAGAGCCAUAUGAACACUGUGCUGGAGGCAACAUGGAUGCUGGAACGGUGACAAGUUUAUCAGACUUGUCCAAUUCCUUUAAUCACUUUCUGGUGAACUACAAAGACCCAAAGCUCUUGUACUGUGCAAAUGGAGGGUACUUUGUUCGACUUCUCCCUGACGGACAAGUAGAGGGGACGAGAGACCGCAGCGAUGCAUACAUUCGCCUCCAGCUACAGGCUGUAAGUAGAGGAGUGGUGACCAUUCAAGGGAUUGAAUCUGGGCGCUACCUAGCAAUGAGCGAACUGGGACAGCUUAAUUCCUCACUGACCCUGACAGAUGAAUGUCUCUUCCUCGAAACAUUGGAGGAGAAUGGUUAUAACACUUACAAGUCAAAGGAGUAUAUGGAAAGGAACUGGUACGUCGCCAUUCGAAAGAACGGAAAUGCCAAACCAGGACCAAAAACUAAUGUUGGACAGAAAGCUAUCCUGUUCCUUCCCAUGCAAGUUACAAGUGACUAAAUGUAUAUCUGCAGCAUUAAACAGUCUCCUGAAUGAAGCAGCGUCUGAAUGUACAAAAAUGCUCCACAUAGAUUCGGUAGUUGCGGGUCAAUGUGUCUCUGGGGAUAAUGACAGAAUAUGGUAGUGGGACCUGUAAUGUUUUUAUUUCCUUCAUUUUCAUCUCUAUUCUAACUUUUUCAAUCUUGAGAGCGUUGAUUCUACCCAGGGCAAGGGCAAUCACUCUUGAGGACCAAUGUGCUUUCUGACCUUCAUGUUACCAUCCAUCACAUCAGAGCCUAGAGAGCUAACGUCACCAGAACCAAGCAAGUACUGGCCUUUCUGGACAGUGUGAGCACGCGCGCGGGCGCACACACCACACACACACACACACACACACACACACACAUAUGACAUUUAGUGGCAGCAUAGAGAUUGGAAGCAAUGUUGUGGAUCUUUUCUGUACUAGCCUAAGCCACUGAGAGAGGACAACUGUGUCUCCCUAGCUGAGCCAAGCAGACCAGAAAAAGAACUGGGAACUUUCAGUUUAUUGUUAGCAUUUGCCUUUUCAGUGGUGGGCAUUUGUGUGGCAUUUAUGUUGAGUAUCUGGGUCAGUCAUUGAUACUUUCUACAGCGGAUAUGAGAGAGUAGCUUUUCUGCAUCCUCAUCUACAUUGAGGUUCUUGGUGUCCCUUAAGUUGUCAACUUUGAUUUGUAUAUGCUUGGAGGUUUCAUCACAUGAUCUCACUUUUCCAACGACCCCACCCAGUCAAACAGCCAUUUCUUUGUCCUUGUAACUAAUAAAUGAAAAAAAAUGGAAAAAAAAAUGCCUUUAUGACUUUAUUUUUUCCCAGGGUUACUUGAGACAACGGUGACUCUUUAAUUUCUGGAAUUUCCAUCACAGUCCUGGAGAGUUGUUAACCCUUGCCUUACCACAAAUUAGGUUUAGAAAAAGUUCAGGAAGACUGCCAAUGAGCAUGAUAGGCCUGAGAGCUUGUUUUGAGUGAGAACUCAGGGGAAAAUCUAUCCUCAUAUUUGAGUAUUAAAGCAUGAUACAUCAGCAAUUUGUUUUAAAUGUCACCCGCUUCAAGCAACCAGCCCACA